AUGCAGACAAGUAUCCCAGCUGGCAAAAGUGAAGAGGCCAGCAGGUGUUUAGAUCGUAGUACAAUCCUCGUUCUAGAGCUGAUGGAUUGCAGUCUGAGAUCCUACUUCUCCAACCUUGAUGAAGAGUCCCUCACUAGCGAAUGUGAAAUUAGCCUCUCCAAAGACAUAGCUUGUGGUCUGUCUUACAUUCACAGCAAGCUGAUUAUCCACCGUGACCUCUGUGGUGAUAACAUCUUGCUAAAGCUUGCACAACCACUGCCUAUUGCAAAGAUUUGCGAUUUUGGCAUGUCACGGCUAUACGAUUCCACCAAGCUUAGCCACACCCUCACAGCCGUUGGUCACCGUAUGGGGUAUCUACCUAUCGAGGCUAUUCGAUUAGACGUUGAGAAAUACGAUAAUAGCCUGGAUGUGUUUUCCCUUGGGGUGAUUAUAGUGCAGAUUGUUUGCAAGCUGAAGACAAUCAAAUCAGCCAAGGAUCGAUCAGACCAUGUUGCCCAGAUCCCUCACACACACAGGUUGAGGAAGCUUAUCAACAGUUGUUUGCAAGAAGACAUGACGAAGAGACCAACUGCCAGGGACAUCUGUGAGUCUAUUAAAUAG
Messenger RNA from Halichondria panicea, 600 nucleotides. RefSeq lists its product as uncharacterized. The record is from RefSeq and is a predicted model, not a curated record. Gene Ontology annotation, molecular function: protein serine/threonine kinase activity; ATP binding. The transcript is spliced from 2 exons. NCBI's taxonomy places the organism in Eukaryota, Metazoa, Porifera, Demospongiae, Suberitida, Halichondriidae. Gene Ontology annotation, biological process: protein phosphorylation. The coding region runs from base 1 to 600 and encodes 199 amino acids.